CAGGAGAGGCACUUGUUCGCAGAAAGACACAGUAUUCUGCUCAGACAGGAAGAAUCAUCCCUCAAUCUUCCCUAGUUUAUCAGCGGCGCCCUCAUCCUCACCCUCUGUGUUACACCUCAUCCCUCUAUGACCAGGAACUCAUGGUGUUGGAGUUGCUGUGUCAGAUCCUGCAGACAGACUCCUUGUCUCUGGUACAGCAGUGGCUUCUCCUGGCAGGCCAGAGGGAAAAGGACAUGGUGAUGCAGUUGAUUCAACAGGCCAUGGAGGACAGUGAUCUCUCCAGCCAUCAGCAGAGGCUGUAUCAGGGUCCACUCCAGGCUCCUCAAACAUCUAUGACAGCUCAAAUUCAGGGUCCACCUCAGGCUUUUAUUCCUCGUACAUCUGUGACUGCUCAGAUUCCUUCCCGGGGCCAGUUGCAAAGAAAGCAAAGACUCACUGGUUCCCUCAAGACUCACCCUCGCUCCAUGGAAGAUAGACCAGAGAACAUUGGAGAAGCAGAGGUCCUUGAAAUCCACCGGGACAACCCCUGUCCGCCCUGUGAUGAAGAGGAUGGGGAAGAUCAGUCCUCUUUCUGAUAGUAAUUCCUCCAUUUGGACCAUGUUUGGUUCUACCUAUAGGCAGAAGACUGCUCACAUACCUUCUUCAGUUAUGCUUCAUUUACAUUAUUGUUCUGUAAUGCUUUUCUUUUUUAACCAAUACAAUUAGGAGGGUCAA
Osmerus eperlanus (European smelt) is the source of this 714-nucleotide messenger RNA. It is a transcript of the gene tbata, whose product is annotated as thymus, brain and testes associated. NCBI's taxonomy places the organism in Eukaryota, Metazoa, Chordata, Actinopteri, Osmeriformes, Osmeridae. The coding region runs from base 141 to 575 and encodes 144 amino acids. The transcript is spliced from 5 exons. The record is from RefSeq and is a predicted model, not a curated record.